Plasmodium vinckei vinckei is the source of this 915-nucleotide messenger RNA. RefSeq names its product CIR protein PIR protein. The transcript is spliced from 3 exons. Bases 1 to 915 code for a protein of 304 amino acids. NCBI's taxonomy places the organism in Eukaryota, Apicomplexa, Aconoidasida, Haemosporida, Plasmodiidae. The record is from RefSeq and is a predicted model, not a curated record.
AUGUCUAAGCAAGUGUGUAGAAUAAUUACUCAUGUCGAUGGAAAUUUAAAAUUCGAUUCACAAUCUCAAAACUAUACGAUUAAAGGGGGUGGAUUAGAUGAUUAUUGUCCUCCCGUGGAAGGGAGUGAAAAAGUUAAAUGCAAUAGUGAUGACGAAAAAAUUAGCUCUUCUUUUAUAGUAUUGAUAAAUAUGCUUAUUGGCAAUAAUGAUAAGGAAAAUAUAGAGAGUGAUAAACUUGCCGAAUACGCUAUUUUAUGGUUAAGUUAUAUACUAAAUCAAAAAGAACAAAAUGGUAGCAUCAAAUUAAAUGAUUUUUAUACUAAGCACAUAAAAAAAAAUACGCAUUAUAAUGAGAAAAUAAAAAAUUGUAAAGGUAAUACGACCAAUAAGGAAUUUAUAGAUAAAAAAAAAUAUUUGAUGAAUAUGAAUAUUAAAGAUCUAUCGAAUUUUUAUAAAGUAUUUGAAAUUUUAUGUAAAAUGUAUAAUACGUGUAAUGAAACCACUAAAAUAUGCAACAAUUUCGUGGAAAAGGCUAAAGAGUUUGAUAAAAAAUAUAAAGAACUUAAUGAAGAUCCUAAGAAUAAAAGCGAUUCAUAUAAAAAUGUAUUGUAUAGUUUAUCAACUGAUUAUAAUAAUUUUAAAAAAUAUUGUGCUGAAAAUAACAGUGAUUGUAAAGAUAAUUCAUCCUUUCCAGAGAUAGAAAUACCAGAAGGUCCUUUCGAAAUUUUUGAAGAUACAUCAUCAAGUUCGUCGAUAGCAAGCAAAUUAAUUCCAUCCUUAUUGAUAUUUGCAAUACCGGUUUUCUUGGGAAUUGCUUAUAAGUAUUCGUUAUUUGGAUUUGAUAAACUAUUUCAAAGACAAUAUAUAAGAAUAAAAUUAAAAAAAAUACAGAAGAAAAUGAAACUUAAUAUAUGA